This is a messenger RNA of Xenopus laevis (African clawed frog), 6491 nucleotides long. RefSeq names its product rho GTPase-activating protein 7. Bases 522 to 5039 code for a protein of 1505 amino acids. The record is from RefSeq and is a predicted model, not a curated record. Lineage: Eukaryota; Metazoa; Chordata; Amphibia; Anura; Pipidae. The transcript is spliced from 18 exons.
GGCGUAAGCACUGCAGUCUCCUAAAUGAAAGACCGACGUUUGGAGGAAAGAUUUUUUUUUUCUGUCUAUUUUCAUCUAACAGUCAAUUUUUUCUUUGCUCUGGUACAUGCAUAUUUCUCUCAAGCAGGAUACUUCUCAAGCUGACUGGGCCCCGUUACUGAGGGCCCCUUUAACAAAACAGUUUUUCUUGACUUUGGUAAAUAGAAGUUAUUGGGAGGGGGAAAAAUGAACCAGGGGAGAUUUUUUUUUUUUGCUGCAUUCAGGCUUUUUCCAGAUGGUAAGGGUGUUUUCUAAGAAUCAUGCAGCGGGAACGAAACUGCUUACAACACAGUAGUGAUCUCAACAACUUCAAGUGAAUUUGUCUUAACAGGGACAUUCAGAUCAUGACACUGCUGACGGCUGGGAUGUUCCUGCUCUGAAAAUAGAUGAUGAUUUCCCAGGUCAUUGGCUAUGCUUCUAAUUAUUGAAAUCACAUGGUCUGCUGUAUAAGAAACCUUUUCAACACGCUGUGUUGAAUUACUAUGACGGCAGUUGUCAUUAGCAAUACAUUUUGGGAAAACUAUGUAAAGCAGCGGAUGGGGUCUUCUAAUUCUUCUGGGAAUUAUACUAUUUGUUGUCAUGGGCUUACAACAGAUACUUUUGAAUCAAUAAUGGAAAAACAUGAAACUGGCAUAGGGGAGCAUAAGGAAAAUAAUUUGAUUCCUUCACCAUGUAUUGAUCUUGGAGAUUCAAAUGGGUUUUUCGAAUUACAAGAAGGUCCUUCAAAAAAGAUUGAUGAAAAUGAUAACCUCAGUAUGGAAGCUGGACACAUUUCUUCGGACUCAAGUAUUGAAACAGAUGUGCAUAGCAGUGAUGAAAAUGAUGAGCAGUUUGUCAAAGGUACUGAACUUCCUUCAUAUACGGUGAAAGGAGAUUUAAACAAUGACAGCUUAUCACAAAAUGAAGUCCAUGAGGUCUGCAAACACAGAGAACAUUCUGGGGCUGAAAAUGUCCUGUUACACCCAGAGGAAGAAAAAAAUUAUAAUGAUACCAAUGGUGGUUGUGUGAUUAGCAGUAGUGAAAACAUCAUGGAAAAUCUUCACAUAAUGGACUUUAUUUCUGAAAAUGAUGCAUCAGGAGAAACAUGUAACUCUACAAAUAUUGAGGAAAUUGUUAGGCACGGCAAACAACUGCUGCAUUCUUCUUUAAUUGCACAACAACGAAGAAAAACAGAGGCUUCAAAGGAUGGACAUGAAAAACCUCUGUGUGAUUUGGUACUUGAUUGUCCUCCUUGUGGCCCACAUACAAAGUCUGAAACAGGCACCAAAGAUUUACCUCUGCCUCAACACUGCCCAGACGGAGAGUUAAAACAGAACAAUGGGGAUGGUCUUAUAAACCCAUUAAGCAAGAACUUAAAAAGUUUCUAUUUAUCAGAUGUUGUUCACUGCUUCCACCAUAAAGCCCAUGGAACUGUUCAUGAUAAAGUAAGACUUCGGAGAAAAAAGAAAUUAAGAGAAGACAUACACAGGUCAAGAGUUGACUCAAUGGUGCUGCUAAUCAUGAAACUGGAUCAGCUAGACCAAGACAUAGAAAAUGCUCUCCAUACUCAGCCUACGUGCAACAAACCAGAUAUCAGCCAGUCACUCCCUGCAAAGGAUACAGUGAAUGGAGCAGGGAGGGAACUUAUGGACCCACUAUGUCAUCUUCCUAGGACUUUCUCCCAAUUUGCCUUUUCUGAACGUGGAUUCCUUGGGCAGAUAUCAAGCUGUGGAGCUAAACCAAAGAUUGCAGCACUGCCAGCAAUUUCUGAAAAGGAGAGGGCUGAAAUCGAGGCCAAGGAAGCAUGUGACUGGCUACGGGCCGCGGGAUUCCCACAGUAUGCGCAGCUCUAUGAAGAUCUGCUUUUUCCUAUUAAUACCUCCUCUGUAAAGAAGGACCAUGACUUCUUGGACAGGGAUGCAAUCGAGGCACUGUGCAGGCGAUUGAAUACUUUAAACAAGUGUGCUGUGAUGAAACUAGAAAUUAGCCCAAAUAGGAAAAGGAGUGAAGAGUCUGAUGAAGAUGAACCCUGUGCAAUCAGUGGUAAAUGGACUUUUCAAAGGGACAGCAAGAGGUGGUCUCGACUGGAAGGAUUUGAAGUCUUUCCUCUUGGUCAAGGGCCAAAAGCGCUACUAUCUGACACACAGCAGCUGGCAAAUGCAACCAGCCAAGACAGUAUCCUCACGGACCUUAGUGAGCACCAAGAUGUAGUAUCAAUUACCAGUACCAGCAGUGAAAGUCCCAGAGCACACCUUCCUAGUGACGCCAGCACUACAAGAACGAAUUCUGUCACCAGCAUUUGUUCAUCUGGAAACUUUAUUGCAAACGAUGACUCAUUUGGGAGCCUUCCAUCACCAACAGAGCUUUCCAGUUUUAAUUUCACCUCAAAGGCUAACCAAAAAAACUCAAAGUCCAGAACAAAGAGCCUCCUUAAGAGGAUGGAAAGUCUGAAAAUCAAAAGCUCUAACAGUAAAAAGAAGUCGCAUUCCAAACUGGGUCUGAUUAUUAGUGAACCUAUCCUCCAAGAAGCAGCGGAUGAUGAUAAGCUAAAGCAACUUCAUUGUGUAGAAAUUUCUUCGCUUAAUGGCAAUCACAUCAAUGCACCCAAGGUGCGGAAAAGGAGCAUAUCAAACUCGACUCAGACUAGUAGCAGCAGUAGCCAAUCAGAGACGAGCAGUGCAGUAAGCACUCCCAGUCCUGUAACAAGGACAAGGAGCUUAAGUGCCUGCCAUAAAAGAGUAGGUAUGUACUUAGAGGGCUUUGACCCUUUCAAUCAGUCAACGUUUAGUGAUAUCCUAGAACAGAACUAUAAAAACCAGAGGACUUUUGGUGAGGACGCCGUGUUUUUUAUUCCUGAAGACCACAAACCUGGCACCUUUCCCAAGGCACUUUCAAAUGGCAAUUUGUCUCCUUCCGACAGUAGCACCUCUGUCAACUGGAGAAUCGGCAGUUUCCAUGGACAUGACAACCACAGCUUUACAAGGGAACAUAGCAUCAGCAGCUGCAAAAGUUCCGUCAGCGGCCAAAGACGCAGUUCUUGUUGUUCUGAAGGAAGCCGCUUGAGUAUUUAUGACAAUGUACCAGGCUCUCUUCUGUAUUCCAGUAGCAGCGACCUGGCUGAUCUUGAAAACGAAGACCUCUUUCCAGAACUUGAUGACAUUUUAUACCACGUGAAGGGGAUGCAAAGGAUUGUGAAUCAGUGGUCAGAGAAAUGUUAUGACGAAGGAGAUUCUGAUUCUGCUUUAGAUUCUGUGUCUCCCUGCCCUUCCUCCCCCAAGCAGAUACACUUGCAUAUUGACAAUGACUGCAAUGCUCUUAGUGAUCUUGAUAGCGCAGGAAAUUCAUUUAAUGAUUGUGAAGAAGCAACAGUAAUCCAGGCACGGAGAGACUCUGGAGUUGGUGCUUCUCUGACGCGAACGAACAGACACAAGUUCAGAUGGCACAGCUUCCAGAGUUCCCACCGUCCCAGUUUAAGGUCCGCUUCGUUGCAGAUUAACUGCCAGUCCGUGACUCAGAUCAACUUGCUGCAGAAGUAUUCACUCUUAAAGUUAACGGCUCUUCUGGAAAAAUAUACCCCUUCCAACAAGCACGGCUUCAGCUGGGCCGUGCCAAAAUUUAUGAAGCGCGUUAAAGUUCCAGACUACAGGGACCGAAAUGUGUUUGGCGUUCCUCUUGCAAUAAAUGUGCAGCGGACUGGUCAGCCAUUGCCACAAAGCAUUCAGCUGGCCAUGCGUUACCUACGUAGUCAGUGCUUGGAUCAGGUGGGGCUGUUUAGGAAAUCAGGCGUCAAGUCCAGGAUCCUGGCUUUGCGGGAAAUAAGUGAAAACAACUCUGACAGUUUGACCUACGAGGGACAGUCUGCGUAUAAUGUGGCGGACAUGUUAAAGCAGUACUUCAGGGACCUGCCGGAGCCACUUUUGACCAGCAAGCUUUCCGAAACUUUCCUGCAAAUCUACCAGUAUGUCCCCAAGGAGCAGCGCCUGCAGGCAAUCAAGGCGGCCAUUAUGCUGUUGCCUGACGAAAACAGGGAAGUCCUGCAAACUCUUUUAUAUUUCCUAAGUGAUGUUGCAGCAGCCGUAGAUGAAAACCAGAUGACCCCCACCAACCUCGCUGUGUGUCUGGCUCCCUCCUUGUUCCACCUCAACACCUUGAAAAGAGAGAACUCCUCUCCCAGGGUUAUGCACAGAAAGCAGAAUCUAGGAAAGCCUGAUCAGAAGGACCUGAAUGAAAACCUUGCUGCCACUCAGGGUUUGGCUCACAUGAUUGCAGAGUGCAAAAAACUUUUCCAGAUCCCUGAAGAAAUGAGCAAGUGCCGUAAUUCAUACAUGGAACAUGAGCUGAGGCCUGUGUGCCUGGAGGAGCUUGUUAAUGACAACGGAGAGGGACUGUGUGACUAUCAGUCUUACCUUCAAGAGAACAUUGACGUCUUACUCAAGGAUGCUAAAGACAAGUUCAAAGGCUGGGUUGGCUGUUCGACAUCAGAGCAAGCAGACCUGUCUUACAAAAAGGUGUGUGAAGGCCCUCCUCUUCGAUUAUGGAAAGCCACCAUUGACAUUCCUGCUCAGCCAGAAGAUAUUCUUCACCGUUUGCUGAAAGAGCAGCACUUGUGGGAUGAAGAUCUCCUGGAUUCCAAAGUUAUUGAGAGUUUGGAUGAGCAGACUGAUAUUUAUCAGUAUGUGCAAAAUUAUAUGGCACCCCAUCCGGCCAGGGACUUUGUUGUAUUAAGAACAUGGAGAACCAACUUGGUGAAAGGUGCUUGUGUUCUUUCAUGCACUUCAGUGGAUCAUGAUCAUGCUCCUCAGCUCGGUGUCAGAGUCAACGUGCUCAUGUCCAGAUACCUCAUUGAACCAUGCAGCUCUGGAAAGUCCAAGCUCACAUACUUAUGCAGAACUGAUUUAAGGGGCCAUAUGCCAGAGUGGUACAAUAAGGUUUUUGGGCACCUGUGUGCAGCUGAAGUUGUAAGGAUCAGAGACUCUUUUGUCAACCAACAAUCAGAAAGCAAAGAUGGAAAGUCCAGGUGACAUGCCAGGCUGCAGUAUAAGGUCUGAGAAAGUGGAAGUGAUCCUGAUGGCUAUUCAUCACGAGUCCUGGGAGACACAGGGGACCCCAGUUGUUGGACUUUGCAAGUUGUUUGGGCACUGACUGUAUCUUCAAUAUAAAGCUGCUUCCUGGCUCUAGUGGCUGCUCUAUUCCUUAGGAUCUCUCCUUGCACAACAAGCUGUAUGUUUUCUUGCAUACGGAUUCUCGCUGCUUCUGAGAAGCAAACUGACAGUUGGAAAUCUACGUUGCACAAACGUGUACAUUAAAAUCGCAUUCCCUUUUUGCAUGCCAUUAUAUCGUGGGACUGGUGUAUCCACUGGAAUAAUUGGUACUUCUACUUAUUGUUGUUGCUUUUAUUAUUAUUAUUAUUAUUAUUAUUAUUUUUUUUAGCAGAAAAGAAAGAUUUGCACAGAGAAAAUGUGUGAAUGUGUGUUGUGCUAAUGAAUGAAGUCAAUCGCGGUGUCUGGUACACUGAUAGACAGCUGUACUGGUUUUAAUCUCAGGUUCAUGUUGUUAUGUGUCAGACUUUGCUAAAGGCUCCAUCUUCGCUGGGAGGGAAAGGCAAAGCUACAGCGAUGGGAAUCUGCUGUCCUUCAGAUGCCGUUGAAGGAUAAGUUUCAGCUCUUCCUGAUCAGCCGGCGCUGGGAUGCGGAGAGUAAUAGUCCGACAGUAUCUGGGUGGCCUUCAGUUGUGCAAUCAGUGCAUUGGAACAGGUGACUUGUCAGAUCCAAAUGCUGCUAAAUUGUCACCAAAUGCAAAAUGUUUGUGUGAACAUUUGUUGCCUGCACCACGAGUGCUGUGUGUACUUGCAUUGUCAUUAUCUUAUUGCACUUGAAGAGCUCGUCACCCAUUGUCCAGAAGGGGCAAAGCACAUUGAUCUUUCCCCCCUGUUAAGUAUAUUCUACUGUUUCCUGAGCAUUUAUUCCUGCAGCAAAAUGAGCAGUUUCAACCCCCCCAAAUAAUACUUUGCGCUAUUUUACAUGCAACCAUCUCCUUAUGUUCAUAUCAUGGCCACAUGGAGAGGCCAUCUUUUUUGUUUUAUAUUUCCGUAUAUCCCAAUACAGGGGCCAUACUUAGACAUAUUUACCUUUUAUUUGUUUUUAUAUUUCAAAUCCCUUUUACAACAUACACAAAACAGAAUCCUGUUCUUGGUCGUUAUUUAGCUUUAUCUACUUCCUUCCUGUCCAUAAAAACAGCAGCCUAGUCCUGUUUUAUGAUUGAGAUUCCGGAAUCAGUCCUGUUAUAUGUUGCAAGUUACAUGGAUAGGUGUGGGUUCACACGCAAGAGCCGGACCCACUUAAAGCAGAGGCAACAAACCCAAAGAAUGCAAAAAUCAUAUACGUUUAGUUUAGGUCUAAAUGCUCUGUAAUAGAAGCUGCACUAAUCCUGGGUCCAAUUUUAAAUAGAAUAAGAACAAUAGCUCAUUAUGUGAG